GAAAACUCCUUAAAAUUGUUGCGUGCACAGAUGUCAUCAAUAUAAUGAAAUCAGCAUAGCCUUAUAAUGUUAAAGGAUUUAAAAGUUUAUUUUGGGACGUUUUAGAUUAAAGGCAAGCAAGUUUUGGGUCUUUGAAUAUUCUGACAGAAGAGAAGGUACAAACCUAUGAAAUUCCUCCAAGUAUUCGGGGGAGGAAGGAUGGUUCUUUGUUGCCUACGGCUCUCAAAGAAACCUACUUUUUCAUCAUGAGGCAAAUACAUAUAAUAUCUAGAUGUGGGUUUAAAAAAAGUUGUUAUUUUGCAGUUUUAGGAAACAGCUGACAGGAUGAUGGCCACAGUGGAACCAGACCAGGCAGAAGCUCCCCCUUGUGGGGAGUACGUGUUCUGCAGCGGGGGACAGUUCAGACUGAUGGAGAUCAGGGAUGCAGCAAGUGCAAAGGCCAAGAAGAAGUGGGACUCUGCGCCUGCGAUCCUCCAUGAGGGGGAAGGGAACGACUGUCCGGGUGACAUCAUCAUGGACAUCAGCAAGGACAACCUCCCCAAGGAGAUCAGGAGGGCGAAAAGGCGCUGGCUGUCUGACCAAAAGCUGUCAGGGGAGCACAAAGACCUGCACUACGGCAUCGAAGAGUGCCUGGAGUUUCCCUUCACAGCGAAGGUCUGGCUUCCUGACGACACCACGGUGAAGGCCAAGGUCACGGGGUUCAUCGAAGGUGAAGAUGGGAGCAAGAGGCCGGGGACUGGGAUCGGCUUCAAAGUGACCUAUCUGGACCAGGAGCUGUUGGUUCCCACAGAUGCCUUCGUGGAUGAGCUGGCUGAUCCUGACCAGCUGGACGAUGACUGGAUGCACAGCGGGGAGGCAGUACCAGCUAAGGUGUUUGCAGUUCUGCGAGAGUUUUACGAUGGCGCCAUCUUCACCAACAUCCGGAGCUUUGGAGACAUCUGGUGUGACCUGCGCUACGAUGUGGGGGACGAAGGGUUCAAGAAAGAGAAGAGAAAGGUGACAGCAGCCAUGAAGAAGGACUACAUCAGCAACCCGCCCAAGAUCAAGAAGAUCAAAUCCUUCCCGAAGGUGGACACAAGUGAGCGGCUGUGGAACGUGCACUCUUCAGCCUACCCUCUCAUGCAGAUGUCCCUGGCCUUCCACACGUACCUGGCAUCGCUCGGCCAGUUCCCGUUUGAGGUCAAGUUGAAGUAUGGAGGUGGGAUCGUCACAACAACUGGGAUGGUGCCUUACAAGGCUAACAAGUACUUCCAGGAGUCUCGCGGAGUAUAUGUUACCAUCGACCUCCCAAGCGCAUCAGGGGAGCCCCCUAGCAAGAAGUCGAAGAACUGCAUCACGAAGCACGUUGCCAUGAGUGUCCACGGCGUGGAGGCCUGCGAUUCGACCCCUGACCCCGUGAAGAGGUACCUUGAGGAUAUAGACACACUGAUGGGGUAUCAGGGCCUGUGCGUGGACAAGUGGCGCUUCGAGCAGUGCAGGCUGCUUCCCAAGGACAUGUACUCUGGGGGGUGGAGAUACUAGCGCUGCUGACUUAACCUUUAUUCGUGGGGUAGCCUAUAUCCAUGGUUUUUAGAAUGGAAUUUUAUAGGGAUACCCAAGAACAUGUACUCUGGAGGGUGGAGAUACUAUUGUAGCUCAGACUUAACCUUUAUCUGUGGGGUAGCCUAUAUCCAUUGUUUUUUUUAAACGGAAUUAUGUUAGCCCAAGUGGCGCUU
Molecule: messenger RNA, 1715 nt
Organism: Branchiostoma floridae (Florida lancelet)
Lineage: Eukaryota; Metazoa; Chordata; Leptocardii; Amphioxiformes; Branchiostomatidae
Exons: 9
Coding region: 325-1521 (398 amino acids)
Source: RefSeq, a predicted model, not a curated record